AAACCGUAACCAUUUAAAGAAAUUCAAUCGAUGGAUAAGCAGCAGCACCAUUCGUUGAAUAUUCCGCACCUCAUUAACCUAAAAUUCCUUCCACAAUUCGACGCCGGAAGUGCCUCUCAUGCCGCCGCCAACAAGGACCGGAGGAUGCAAGCCGUGGAGCAGCACCUUCGAGAUAUCUGCAAUGCCGAUCUCAGGGAAAACGUGCUUCACGAACUCUCCAAGAAGAGAGAUAUAUUUCAAGAUUUAGCUCCAAUUCUGUGGCAUUCCUUCGGUACUAUUGCUGCUCUUCUCCAGGAAAUUGUCUCGAUUUACCCCUAUUUAUCUCCUCAAAACCUUAGUCCUGCACAAUCAAAUAGAGUUUGCAAUGCUCUUGCUUUACUUCAGUGUGUGGCUUCACAUCCAGAAACACGAAUGCUAUUUUUAAAUGCUCAUAUUCCGCUUUACUUGUAUCCUUUUCUUAAUACAACCAGUAAAUCAAGACCAUUUGAGUAUUUGAGGCUUACAAGCUUAGGUGUCAUUGGUGCUUUGGUCAAGGUUGAUGACACUGAUGUUAUCGCUUUUCUUCUAUCUACUGAGAUCAUUCCCUUGUGCUUGCGCACUAUGGAGAUGGGAAGCGAAUUGUCAAAGACAGUGGCAACAUUUAUUGUGCAGAAGAUACUACUUGAUGAAGUGGGCUUAGAAUACAUCUGCACGACUGCCGAGCGGUUCUUUGCUGUCAGUAGAGUGUUGGCGAACAUGGUUGCUGCUCUUGCAGAGCAGCCUUCUCCCCGUCUCCUGAAACACAUAAUCAGAUGCUAUCGUCGAUUGUCGGAUAAACCUAGAGCCUGCGAAGCCCUUAGAAGUUGUCUUCCGGAUAUAUUUAGAGAUGGAGCUCUCAAGGGCUUUCUUGUUGAAGAUCCCUUGGCAGCAUUGUGGCUACAGGAAUUGAUUUACAACGUGCUUGGGACUCGGGUCGCUAUUCAAGUUGGAAGCAGCUUCGAUCAUAUGAUGAUCAAUUAAAUUAUUUACGGUCACAUUAUCCUCUCUUAAACAAGUCUUUGGGACGAACUUGCUGCUUAAUAUUUAUGCCAAUGUGGUAUCGGAAGAAACACAAAGGGUACAUGGAUUUAUAACAUCAUGUCAAUGGGCUGCAUCGGCACUCAUAAUCUUGGAUGGCGAAAAAAGCAAUGAGCUUAGGUUUGUACAGCUUUUUUAAAUUAUGUUGGUAGGAGGUUUAUUUUAUGAUAUGAGUUUGGUUCAUUUAUAAUACAAGCUUUAAAUUUUGAAACUUUUGUUCGAUGAGAAAAACAUUAGUCGAAUUUCCGUGUUUAAUAUUUAGUUUGUAACAUAUGAA
Molecule: messenger RNA, 1333 nt
Organism: Andrographis paniculata
Lineage: Eukaryota; Viridiplantae; Streptophyta; Magnoliopsida; Lamiales; Acanthaceae
Exons: 10
Coding region: 31-999 (322 amino acids)
Biological process (GO): negative regulation of translation; mRNA catabolic process
Cellular component (GO): P-body; CCR4-NOT core complex; CCR4-NOT complex
Source: RefSeq, a predicted model, not a curated record